GAGUUACUACAGAUGCUCAGUUGCUGGUUGCCCCGUGAAGAAGCAUGUGGAGAGGGCAUCCCAUGAUCCAAAAGUGGUCAUUACAACAUAUGAAGGGCAGCAUGUCCAUAAUUUCCCAACUCCUAGGGAUAUAAGCCAAAUCUCACCAGUGCCUGAUGUCGUUACAACAGCCAUACGUACAGAUUCCAGAAUUGAAUCAGGUCACAAACAUGUCGUAGAGUCCAAAUCUGAAUCAGGUGAAAGAAAACAUGUUGGAGAUUCCAGAACUGAAUUGGGUGAAAACAAACAUAUUGAAAAGUCCAAACCUGAAUUGGGUGGAAACAAACAUGUUGGAGACUCCAAAUCUGAAUCAGGUGAAAGCAGACAUAUCGGUAAGUCCAAAAUUGAAUCAGGUGAAAACAAACAUGUUGGAGGGUCCAGAAUUGAAUCGGGUGGAAACAAACAUGUUGAAGAGUCUAAGCUUGAAUUGGGUGGAAACAAACAUGUCGGAGAGUCCAUACCUGAAUCUGCUGAAAACAAACAUGUUGGUCUUGACAUGGCUGUUCAUAUUGGUGCAAAUUGAGUGUCAACCAUCUGAUGCAAAGCGAUCAACUUAUUCAGAAGUAGAUUUCCUACAGUACCAGCUUCUAAUCUUACAAAUUUGUUCAAUUUUUCUCUUCUUGAAGGGGAGAAGAGGAGAUUUCAGUUCUAUUGGUGAUGCAGGUGUGUUAUCGUACAUUCACUGUAUAAAUUAUGUUUCUUAGCAAAUGGGAAAAGAAUGUUAGGGUUUAUCAGAAAUAACCAGUUGAUCAGGCCUAGUUUGCAGAUGCAUUUUACAUAAGAAUUGAGUGAUAACAGGGGACAUAUCGUGGAAGCCUGGAAGCUAAAGUAUCUAAUAAUGAAAUGUUGCUCUUUCUAACUUGUAAUUCUUCCCAUAUUUGUCCUGAGAUUGAGGUAUAGUUGAUUGAUUGAUAACUUGUCGGUUGUCACUUCUCGUGAUCCUGACAUAGAAAUGAGUUUUUA
Messenger RNA from Capsicum annuum, 1002 nucleotides. Its product is annotated as probable WRKY transcription factor 33. Gene Ontology annotation, molecular function: DNA-binding transcription factor activity; sequence-specific DNA binding. Lineage: Eukaryota; Viridiplantae; Streptophyta; Magnoliopsida; Solanales; Solanaceae. The record is from RefSeq and is a predicted model, not a curated record. Gene Ontology annotation, biological process: regulation of DNA-templated transcription.